Messenger RNA from Acaulospora morrowiae, 603 nucleotides. Lineage: Eukaryota; Fungi; Glomeromycota; Glomeromycetes; Diversisporales; Acaulosporaceae. The record is from the annotation of a GenBank genome assembly.
AUGGCAGCACAUAAACCAUAUAGUUUUCUGGUCCAUCCCAUAGGAAGGUUUUUUGGUCCCUGCGCAAGCUAUAAGCAACCUGUAGAAAUAAUGAGUUUUAGCUACGACGACAAACGGAACUUGCAUAUGGAUGAUAGAGAAUUGAAAUAUUAUUAUCCUCCGGAUUUGGAGAAUUGUGAUCUUUCCCGUGGUUAUGAAAAGUUUAUACAAAGAGAGGACGGUAGCGGUCCGGCACCGAUUCAUUCAUUAUUGGACGCAUUGGCCCACACUAAAGGGUUGUCCCAAGAUAAAAAUUUAACGAGAGCCGAUUUGGUAUCCUGGAGAGGCAUUUUCACAAAGAUCCUAUGCACACCCUACAACAGGAAUGAACCUUGGGAAUUGGGUGCUACACUAUGGAAUAAUACCAUGUAUAUGAUGUUUCAAGAACACGAGACAGAAUACACGAAAGAAAAUGCAGAUGGAGCUACGCCAAGGCACAAAUUGAUGAUUUACUGGGGAUAUAAAUUUGAAAAUCUGUGCACUAUCAAUAAACCUGCUUCCCAAGUUAAUUCGGUCGAGGAUCCCGAGUUGUUAAGUCGAAAAACUUCGGUGGUCAACACCAAU